AUGUCUUCACCAUUCCCAACCUACAGUGAAGUCCCAACAGAUGGAAACAGUUUUCACCCUUCAUUAUUGACGCCACCGUUGACACCUCUCCAAGCACAUGAUGUGCCAUGGCGACCCUCGAGCGCGGACCGUGCCAGUCUCAACAUGAAGAAGAAACAUCAUAGGCACAACAAAUGGGAUAUCGUUGAUGAACAGCUUGCGAAGGAGGAGAAUGUCCAAGACUCGGAUCUAAGUCAAUCGGAACUCCUUAGGAACAAAUCAAUGAGCUAUGCACGCUACAGGGCAUCGAUCUCGGUAUCGCCGACCUCCAUCGAUCCUCAGGGUGCCAACUACAUAAGGCGAUGGACCCUGCCCUCCAAGUCAGAGGCUACCAGAGGCCUGACACCACUACGGUCUACAGUCAAGCAAACCACGGUCAGCGACAGUUCUGAGAGUCCUGCGAUGAUCACGUUGCGUCGAGCAACAACCAGGAGAUCGCCCAAAACAACAGAACUAACCUUCUUUCCUGAAGCCACUUUCUCCCACGAAAAGAAUGGCCUGCUAUCGUAUCUUGUCUCGACGUUCUCGCUUACUAGCGCAGAGGACGAAAGAACAAAUCACUUACUUCCAAGUCCGAGAAAAAUUUCGAAACCAACAUCUGUCGACAACGAUGCUGCUCACCCAACCAUGACCUACCCUGCUGCUACGGUUCGCACCGAGCUUGCUGUUGACGCAAGUUUGUCUAUGCCGGGGACCGAGCAACAGAGCCAGCCACUGCGGAGGUGCUCCACCAAGUACAUCUCUGUUAGCACAACCUAUGAAAUAAUAUGGGACGAGAACGACAGCACGACUACAGGCGAUCAAUCCAGAUCGUCGACUGUCGACCAUCGACGGCCUUCACUUGCAGUGGCGAAAUUGGAGGCCCAACUUGUUCGCAGCAGCCCAAGUACACGACGCGCACCAGAAGAAGUGCUAUCAGCUCCUGAAAGAGCCUCUCGAAGCUCGUCUGAUAUGUUUCAAGAACAAGUGUUGAGCCAUAGCAAAGUGGAGCACCUUUUCGCACGUUUGCAACACAAAACAGGACUCCGAGACCUACCCCGCUCCCGUGGCAGUCAAAGAGGAAGAAGCAGUACUCUGUGCAGCAUUACCGUGGACAAUUCUGCACAGCAGACGCUUCCAGCUAACAGUGAUCGGAAAGCGUCUAUGUUCACGAUGGACUUCUUCCCUCCACUUGCGAGUCGCAGAGCUAGCAUUGCAGCAACGCAGCCUUUGAGCGAGAUGCUGCAGCCCAACGGCUCACAAUUCAAAGGCAAAGCACCAGCACAGAACGCUCUUCGACCACAUCCAGGCAGCUUGUUAGGUUCCAGCAGUCACAGUCGUAGGAAAAGUUCAGCCAACAUUAGUCCUGCUUCGCGUCGAGGAAGUAACAUAGUGCAGAGCAUUGUAAGUAGACUCAACUCAUUGGCAUUGGAGUCCUGGUUGAGCGAAGCAGACACGGAACCUCUUCUCGAUAACCAGGUAGAGCAAGCGAAUUCAGACAGGUGA
Lithohypha guttulata is the source of this 1524-nucleotide messenger RNA. RefSeq lists its product as uncharacterized. The coding region runs from base 1 to 1524 and encodes 507 amino acids. The transcript has a single exon. The record is from RefSeq and is a predicted model, not a curated record. NCBI's taxonomy places the organism in Eukaryota, Fungi, Ascomycota, Eurotiomycetes, Chaetothyriales, Trichomeriaceae.